AUGAUUGGUACUGACUCUCAUACACCUAAUGGUGGUGGUCUUGGCGGUUUGUGUAUUGGAGUUGGUGGGGCGGAUGCUGUUGAUGUUAUGGCUGACAUUCCAUGGGAACUGAAAUGCCCAAAAAUUAUUGGUGUUCAUCUAAGUGGAAAAAUGUCUGGUUGGACUACACCAAAAGAUGUUAUCUUGAAAGUGGCUGAUAUCUUAACUGUGAAAGGAGGUACUGGUGCUGUAAUUGAGUAUCAUGGACCUGGAGUUGACAACAUAUCGUGCACUGGUAUGGCUACGAUUUGUAAUAUGGGUGCUGAAAUUGGUGCGACUACUUCAUUGUUCCCUUUCAAUCGUCGUAUGGCUGAUUAUUUGAAGGCUACUUCACGUCCUGAUAUUGCUGAAGAAGCUGCCAAGUACAGUAAGUCCUUAUUGACACCUGACAAAGGCAGCAACUAUGAUCAGUUAAUCGAACUUGAUUUAAACACAUUGGAACCUCAUGUAAAUGGACCUUUCACACCCGAUCUCGCUCAUCCUAUUUCCAAACUUGGUGACAACGCCACAAAAAAUAAUUGGCCCCUUGAAAUCAAAGUUUGUCUAAUUGGAAGUUGCACCAAUUCAAGUUAUGAAGAUAUGUCAAGGUGUGCCUCUAUAGCAAAAGAAGCCUUAGCUCAUGGGCGCAAAUCAAAAAUUCCAUUUAAUGUAACGCCUGGAUCUGAACAAAUCAGGGCAACAAUUGAAAGAGAUGGAAUAGCACAAAUAUUGAGAGAUUUUGGCGGUACUGUAUUAGCUAAUGCGUGUGGUCCUUGUAUUGGUCAAUGGGAUCGUAAAGACGUCAAAAAGGGUGAAAAGAACACAAUUGUCAGUUCGUACAAUAGGAACUUCACUGGACGAAAUGAUGCUAAUCCAGCGACUCAUGCAUUUGUCACAUCCCCUGAGCUCACUACCGCAUUGGCCAUUGAAGGUUGCUUAAACUUUGAUCCUACA
Cinara cedri is the source of this 972-nucleotide messenger RNA. The record is from the annotation of a GenBank genome assembly. Lineage: Eukaryota; Metazoa; Arthropoda; Insecta; Hemiptera; Aphididae.